GUUUGAAAGAAGAAGAUGAAGGAUUAUUUACAUGUGAACUUCAGAAUAACACGUCUGCAAAACAACAAAAAUCAGUGUCAAUAAGCGUUGAAGGCACAGAUGAUGUGACAGCUAGGACAACAUACGUUAAAAAUGUAUCCGAAACAAAAGUGGGCAACACAUCAAUCAAACCUACAGUGGACGUUAAUGAAACCAUUUCUGAUGAAACACUGAAGCAAUACGAGAACAUGACACUGUCGAUUCUAAGUGAUGAGGAAAGCAGCACUUCUACAACACAGAUCCAGAAUAUAGAUAGAAAUACAACCGACACGAGCAUGUAUAUGGAAAGUAUCACAGAAAGCAACCUAGAAAAGGGAAAUGAUUCUGUGUCUAUCACCAACGACACCUUCAAAGACAACAAACUAACAACACAGACUAAUGUUGUCUCUUUCGUGGAGGGCACGACUGCAUCACUCGAAGGUGAAUUUCAUUCAGAAAAAGAUAACAAAGCUGGUAUGAUUGUUGGAAUUAUGGUGCCAAUUAUUCUUAUUCUUGUGACCACCAUUACAGUGGCAUUUAUUAUAAAACGACGGGGUGGCAUCAAUUGGGAAAUCUGUUACCAUAAAUCUAAAGAAAAGGACUAUGAGAAGCCGCAACAUGAGCUCAUUACGAUAGACUAUGAAAAUAGAAGAAAGAAGAGGAAAAGUAACUACAUUAAGUGUAAUGAUACAACUUUUCUAGACGAAUACAAUGUAAUACAAGAAGAACAAAAAACAACCCUCUUGACUAUGCUGACAUAG
Saccostrea cuccullata (small rock oyster) is the source of this 779-nucleotide messenger RNA. RefSeq lists its product as uncharacterized. The transcript is spliced from 5 exons. The record is from RefSeq and is a predicted model, not a curated record. The annotation marks the transcript as partial. Lineage: Eukaryota; Metazoa; Mollusca; Bivalvia; Ostreida; Ostreidae.